Molecule: messenger RNA, 2715 nt
Organism: Acaulospora colombiana
Lineage: Eukaryota; Fungi; Glomeromycota; Glomeromycetes; Diversisporales; Acaulosporaceae
Source: the annotation of a GenBank genome assembly
AUGUAUAAUGUCAAAAGUGAUUUUACCGAAGUGUUGACUCCACCGCUUGACAAAGUAAGAAAACGCGUCCUUCAAAAUGACUCACCGUCUUUCAUGAGCACAGAUUCUUCUGUGCACACUCCUACAGAUGAAUCCAUACCUACCGAAGGCACAAAAGAAGAGGGAGGAAAGAUUAUCGAGAACGAGAAAGAAAAUCUCAAAGUUUUAAAGGAAAAGGCAGUUGCUGAUUAUGAUGCGCUUGUUGACAAACAACGCGUUCAACGUCUGAAAUUCUUGCUAGAAAAAUCAUCUAUGUAUGCACAAUUCCUGGCCACCAAAAUGGAGCGACAGCAACAAGAACAACGCGAACGCGCUCAAGCUGAAGAAACGAGACGCGCACAUGCUAGAGAAAAGGAGGAGAAAAUUGCUGUAGGACCAACUCGCAGAUCAUCGAGGGUUAAUGUAAAGUCAAUCAACACUGAGCCGCCUGUUCGACAAGUAGCUGCCAAAAAGAAGAGUGGCGCAGUUAAGAAGAGAAAGGCCAACGACGCGGAUUAUAUAAUCUCGGAUUAUUUGGAGGAUCUUAACAAGAGGCGCAAAAGUUCGGAUUCCUCCUCAACUCCAGUAAAAAAGGAUGAGAUUGCAGUUAAUGUUGAUGAAGAGCCACCCAAUCCUGUUGCCGAUGGUGAUGACAGUUUACCAAAGCCAAAUCUGAACAUCCCUGCUCGUCAACCGGGGCUAGUUACAGGGGGUGUACUUCGUGAAUAUCAGUUAACGGGCGUAGAAUGGUUGGUCAGUUUAUACGACAAUGGGUUAAAUGGCAUUCUAGCCGAUGAGAUGGGUCUAGGAAAGACCUUGCAAACAAUUGCAUUCCUUGCCUACCUGUGGGAACGCGAAAUAUACGGUCCAUUCUUAAUUGUUGCACCACUUUCAACCUUGGCGAAUUGGAUUAGUGAAAUCCAUAGGUUUACCCCGACAAUACCAUGUGUAUUAUAUCAUGGCACACCCGAACAACGAUCACAUAUCAGAAGUCGAAGAUUGAAAAAGUUGGAUCAUACUUUUCCCAUUGUAGUAACAAGUUAUGAGAUUGUGAUGAACGAUCGCAAAUAUCUACAAAAAUUCGCUUGGAAGUACAUUAUAGUCGAUGAAGGUCAUCGCAUCAAAAAUUUGAAUUGCAAAUUAAUCCGAGAACUAAAAAGUUAUCAAUCCGCAAACCGUUUGCUCUUAACUGGAACUCCGCUUCAGAAUAAUCUUGCGGAAUUGUGGAGUUUACUGAAUUUUCUUUUGCCUGACAUCUUUGAUGACUUGGACAGUUUUCAAGAUUGGUUUGAUUUUUCCGCUCUUCAUGAACAAGGCGGGGAGAAUCGUAUUUUAGCCAAAGAACAAUCAAAUGAGGUCAUCACUAAUUUACAUAAGAUUUUGAGGCCAUUCUUGUUACGUCGUUUGAAAAGUGAUGUCGAGUAUGAUCUUCCAAAGAAAAAGGAAUAUUUGCUAUAUGCACCGUUGACUAGACAGCAAAAGGAAAUAUAUGAUGCCAUCUUGUCUCGCAAGAUUCGUCCUUUCUUACUCGCCAAAAGGCUUAACCGAGAAAAUGAAAAUAUAUCGGAUGACAUGGAAAAUAAAGCAGAAAGUGGUGAUACAAAUCAAGAUGACGAUAGCGUUGAUCGUAAAAAGCGAUUACGAGAUCAGCCGAGGAAGGAGUACAAAGAGAUCUCUGACUCCAAGUUUUUUGAAUCCUUGGAGGUGAAAGAAGAACUCGAAGUAGACGAGAAAUUGACUUUAGAAAAUGCCACCAAAGCAGAAAAGGAAGAAAAGGCCAAGAAAGCAGCUAGAUCGGUUAAUUCCAUGAAUUUACAAAACGCUAUGAUGCAACUUCGCAAAGUCUGCAAUCAUCCUUACUUAUUCGAUUGGCCCGUUGACACAUCUACCGACAUGCCUGUAAUUUCGAAUGAUUUGAUCGCUACUUCGGGAAAGAUGAUGCUCUUGGAAAAAUUACUUGGCGCGCUGUUCGAGCGCAAUCAUAAAGUUUUAAUAUUUUCGCAGUUUACCACGAUGCUUGACAUCAUUGAGGAUUGGGCCACAAUUUUUAAAGGUUGGAAAGUAUGCAGAAUUGAUGGUGGCGUGGGUCAAGAAGUUAGGCGACAACAGAUUCAAGAUUUCAACACGAAUCCCGAAAUAAGGCUUUUCAUUCUGUCCACACGAGCUGGUGGCUUAGGUAUUAAUUUGACCGGAGCGGAUACCGUCAUCAUUUAUGAUAGCGAUUGGAAUCCUCAAAUGGAUUUGCAAGCUCAGGACCGAGUCCAUCGUAUUGGCCAAACAAAGCCCGUGAUAAUCUAUCGACUAGUCACUGGCAAUACGAUAGAGGGUAAAUUAAUAGAGAAGGCUACUGCCAAGAGAAAGUUGGAGAAAUUGGUUAUUCACAAAGGUAAAUUUAAGUUGCCCACCUCUCGAGAAAUGCCAAUCGCGAGUUUGGCAGAACUAGCCGAGAUACUGGCAUCCGAAGAUACCGAAAAAGUGCAGAUGGCCCAGCAUGGCGAUGAGAUAAUUCCCGAGGCUGAUUUGGUGCGACUUAUGGAUAGAAGUGAGGAGGCCUUUGCGACAGUUGGUACUGCGGCUGCUCAAGAAGAAAAGGGUGCAAUUUUCAAAGUUGUUUCUGACGCCAGAGAUCAAAAGAACGAUGCACUUGCCCACAUUGGUGCGGAUGAAGGAAUUAACAAGAUGGAAUUAGAUGAUUAA